CUGGUCCUUCCUGCGCUCAACAACCUCCUCCAACUUCCUGCUGUUAAUUUUUCCGAUAAUAAGUGCAACAGUGGGUUUCCAAAAAACGACUCGAGCCCUGUCACCGACCGCAUUUGCCUUCAUUUUAGUGACCCAUCUGUACCGCGCGGCAUGAAAGUCUCUUCUUUGGUCACGCCGGAAAGCCUCGUUGAGGGCACAAACGAGUGGUGCCAAUGUAAGUUCUCUGUCUCUCCAUCUACCAUACGCGCAGGGUCCCAACUAAAGCACUACAACGAUCUUCGAAAGGCUGCCAAAUUCACAGAUACUGUGAUAGUAAUUGAAGACCACAAAUUCCCUGUCCAUUCGCAGCUUCUCUCGAUUUCAUCUGAGUACUUUGAGCAUAUAGCCUUUCGGGAUUUCCCCGUUGCUGCAGAGAUACACCUCGAUGAUGUGACCUCGGCGUCAAAUUUUGAACUUUUACUGAACUUUAUCUACUCUGGAAGUCUGCCGGUUGCAGAAGAAAAUUUUACUGAGCUCUAUCGUGAUAGCAGCUUUUUCCUCAUGCCACAGGCCUUGGAUGUGUGCCGAAAGUGGCUUUUAUCCCAACUAAACAUAGAAUCUCCAAACGAAAAGGCACUGGAGUUGGCAGUGGACAUAAUUUUGUCGCAUGGAGACGAAGAAAUCCUCGCCAGUGUCUUCACGAUUUUGGCAAAGGACCUAGAAAAGUACAAAGGUCCGGAAAUGUGGUUUCUUACGCCUUCUGUAAAGCAUCUUCAGACGCUUCUUCCCUGUUAUAACCGA
This is a messenger RNA of Dibothriocephalus latus, 780 nucleotides long. The record is from the annotation of a GenBank genome assembly. Lineage: Eukaryota; Metazoa; Platyhelminthes; Cestoda; Diphyllobothriidea; Diphyllobothriidae.